AUUUGGCUGCAAAGCAACAGCAUCCACAUAACUAAGCGCAAGGUGUUUGUAGCAGCAGUAGACUUGGCUGAAGGCAAGGUUAGCGACAUUGCUGUUGACAUUGCCGCCGAAUUCAAUGCGAGCAAUGCCACGACGGUAAGUCGGCAAACCGUGGGAAGACGCCUGAACAGUGCAGGUAUCUAUGGAAGGCGACCCGCUAAGAAGCCGCUCAUCACGAUGAAAAAUAGAAGAGCUAGAGUGGACUUCGCGCGCCGGUACCUCAAGUGGACUUCAGCUGACUGGGGUAAUGUACUAUUCACGGACGAAAGCAAGUUCAAUUUGUUUGGGAGUGACGGUAUAAGAUUUGCACGACGUCCUCGUAACGAAAGGUACAACCCAAGGUACACGCGACCUACAGUCAAGCAUGGUGGAGGGUCCGUCAUGGUAUACGGCGCGAUAUCGAUGAAUGGAAUGGGCCCAUUUUUGAAAAUUAGCGGCGUAAUGACGGGGAAAUCGUACAGGGAUAUGAUAAUCAACGCUGUGCUGCCGUGGGCUCAGGAGAACACGCCACCAGGAUGGGUUCUACAGCAGGAUAAUGACCCGAAGCACACUUCAAGAGCUGUGAAGGCGGCUUUCCAAGAGCAACAAGUCACAGUUCUUGAGUGGCCGAGCCAAUCCCCUGACCUGAAUCCCAUAGAACACAUAUGA
Haemonchus placei is the source of this 687-nucleotide messenger RNA. The record is from the annotation of a GenBank genome assembly. NCBI's taxonomy places the organism in Eukaryota, Metazoa, Nematoda, Chromadorea, Rhabditida, Trichostrongylidae.